Molecule: messenger RNA, 4740 nt
Organism: Dreissena polymorpha
Lineage: Eukaryota; Metazoa; Mollusca; Bivalvia; Myida; Dreissenidae
Product: protein flp-like
Exons: 8
Coding region: 2377-3762 (461 amino acids)
Source: RefSeq, a predicted model, not a curated record
AAUGUAUGGAGUGAGAUAGUGAAGGGGAUUGACGUCAACAUGAUUAUAUACUAUUUUAUAGAACAAAUUGAGUCUAGCUUGUUGUCUUCUUGAUUGCAAUGUAUUCCAAUUAAAAUCCUUAAUUAUAUUUGUGACCGUGCCCGGUGUCUUGCUGUAAUUAUUCGUUACAAAUCUGGCAGCUUGACGCUGAUUAUUUUCAAUUUUAUCAAUAUCUUUCUGAUGGUCAGGGUCCCACACACUAGAGCAAUAUUCCAAUGAUGGUCUAACAAUGCUGUUAUAUGCCGCUGCCUUAGUUUCCAUUUUUAGAAGAAUGAAUGUUUUUUCGUUUUAAGAAUCCUAAGCUCUGGCUUGCUUUACUACUUAUUUUAUUUACGUGAGGUGACCAGUUUAAAGUUGAGCUUGGUUUACAACAGACAGAGGUUGAUUGUGAAGAGUGUAGGCUGUUUUUAAUGGUUUACGGUUUCUCGUAACAUGCAUGAUAUGACAUUUUUCUAUGUUAUAGAUCUUUGAUUAACACCUUUUUACGUUUUGUUAAAUUGACAAAAUUGAAAAAAAAAUGUUCUAGAUUCGCAACUGUUUGUUUUAGUUAUAAUAUUUGCGAGAACAGUAAUGCUGAAAAUUUACCAUUCUCUCCUCGAUCCUCGAUCCACGGACUCUUCGUCACAAGUGUCUCUUGGUAUACAUUAGUCUCUUGGCACAGGGGCCAGUCAAAAAAAAUUAUAAAAAAAAAGUAUAUAUAAGAAAAAGGAACUUUUUCCUAUAUAUACUAUUUUACUGGCCCCUUUGUCUCUUGGUAUAUAUUUCACACAGGUAAUUUUCUCUCUUGUAUUUUAUUGGACUUAGUUGUGGAUGUCUGCCUGUGGCUUUGAUGUACUUAGACUGUUCAGAUCUAAUAGUUUCUCUCCAGCCUGGUAUGUAGGGGUGCUCAUCUGUGUUUUAAGAAGUGUGUUGAUAUCAAAGGCUGUAACUCCACAUGGUUUAGUUUGGUUAGACAUAUGCACAGUUCCUUCAGUUUGAUGAGGUUUAUACCAAGUGCCAUCAGUUUGAUGCCAUAUAUACACAGUGCCAUCAGUUUGAUUCACUGACUAUAUACACAGUGAUUUUAGUUUGGUUUUAUGGGUACACAGUUUCAUCAGUUUGUUGUCAUAUAUGCAUAGUGCCAUCAGUUUGGUGCCAUAUAUGCACAGUGUCGUCAGUUUGGUGCCAUAUAUGCAUUGUGUCAUUAGUUUGGUUACAUUUGUACACAGUGUCAUUUAUUUGCAGCCAUCCUUGCACAGUUAAAAAAGUUUGGAUCCAUAUAUGUACAGCGCCAUAAGUUUGAAUCAAUAUAUGCACAGUGACAUCAGUUUGAAUCAAUACAUACACAGUGUCAUCAGUUUUAAUAAAUAUAUACACAGUGCCAUCAGUUUGAAUCAAUACAUGCACAGUGCAAUCAGUUUGAAUCAAUAUAAUGUAUACACAGUGCUAUCAAUGUGUAUCAAUAUAUACAGUGUGCCAUCAGUUUGGCACCUGAUACACACAGUUUCAUCAGAUUGGUGCCAUUUAUACACAGUGUCAUCAGUUUGGCUCCAUAUAUACCGGUACACAGUGUCAGCAGUUUGAUUCCAUAUACAGAAUGGCAUACGUUUGGUUUCAUAUGUUAUAUACAAUGCUAUGAGUAAAAAACAUGCACACACAGUAUAUUCCUUAAGUACCGCGACUCACCCGGGUUGCAGGCUACGUUCAAUUGCGGUCUAUUCUAGAACAAUAAACUUUAAAGGCACCCAUUGGGUUCUGCUUUUAUUAUUUUAUUGAGAAUCUGUUAAUAUUGUAUUGAAUAUACAUGAACACACAACGUAAUUCUAAUGUAUACUGUCUUCGUAUUAAUGUUGCCAUUUCUCGGCAAUUGGCAUAAUUUAACACCGUUCAACUGAUUGUUGCCUCUCGUCUACUUUAAAUCUCGAAUGCGUCUAGAAGACUUCUUGAAGGAAUCUAGCAAUACUCUCGAGCACAUUUAGUACAAAUUGUUCCCUGAUAGUUUAAUUUUGUUGUGUAUUAUUUGUGAAGAAAAUAACACGGGUUAGCAAUUAUUUUCGUUUUAAUAUCUAUGCGACAUACACUCGUACUCAUGUCGUCACACGUCGUGCAUUUUCAGAAAUCACUCGCACUUUCUCAGUAAGGCAAUUGACAUCAUAUCGUACUAAUAAUUAUGUUUAUAUGAACUCGAACCAGUGUCGUCUGGAAACAUAUCCACAACCGAUUUCGUAGAUUUAUUGGGGAGUUUAAUGGUUAUAGGUCGCCAUAUGAAGUGUUAAAAAAUAUAAAUUCAAUUUCGUCACAGUCCGACAGGGAUAUGUACAGUUUGUAACUGUUUGUUGCAUAUUAAAAUUACAGUCGAUGGAUGCAACAGAGGUAGGAUCCAAGAGUCAGGCGUUUCUUGAAAAUGCUUUUUGGGACACAACAACAUGCUGGGCAACAUAUUGCGAUCAUACAUACAGCAUAGCAUCAGCAUGCGUUGUCCCAAAUGAACCCUCUCCUGCUUACAUGCGGAGCUUUGAUGACGUCAUAUGCGACUUCCUUCGUGAGCAAGGGGUGCCAGGAGCAUCUCUGUACGUGUCAUUGAAUGGAAGACCAUUCUACCAGCAAGGUUAUGGCACAAGUCAAGCUGGUGAGGGCGUGCUCUCGUCUUCGCUCAUGCGCAUUGCAAGUAUUAGCAAGGUGGUCACUGCCAUGGCAGUGUUGAAGCUGUGCCAGGAACGAAAGCUUGAACUGACUGCACAGGUGUUCGGCAACAGUGGGAUACUGAGCGGAUUCUCGGCUUGUGGUGGUUCCUUGCAUAUAACGAUAGAGGAUCUCCUGCGUCACUCGGCGGGCUGGGACCGGGAACAAGUCGGUGAUCACGUGUUCUGGUAUCAGGAAGAAGGCCACGCCCACCUCGACCCUUGGGACGCACGUCAGCUUGUUCAAUAUGUCCUUCGGCGAGAUUUGGACUUUACACCAGGUAGCAAGCACGCAUAUUCGAACCUCGGUUACCUAGUGCUAGGCAUGGUGAUAGAGGCCGUAUCCGGAAUGACGUAUCAGGAAUACGUCAACGCGAUGUUGGAGGUUUUAGAUAUUAACGACGUCAUUGUUGGAAAUACGCGGCAGCAAGUAGUACAUUAUGAAGAGGUCAAAUACUACAACAUAGACUCUAAAGUACAGAAGUCUGUGUUUCAAGACGAAGGUCUGGUCGUUCCACAGUACGGUUCGUAUCCAAUAGAGACGACAGGGGCUUAUGGGGGUCUGGUGACAUGUGCGCGGAGCCUGGUGCGCAUUCUGGAGAGUCUCGCACGUGUUUCUGGUGUUCCGCCAAUAUUACCACCGGAAGUGGUUCAGCAAAUGUUGGCGAAGCCUGGGUAUGAGACAGACGAGUUUGCCUGGUACGGUUAUGGCCUUAGUGUUGAAGACUGCGGCAAGAGCUAUGGCCACACCGGGACCAUGGAGGGCACGUCAAGCACUGCCUGUCACCAUGGUCCGUCCGGCCUUACUUGGGCACUGUUGUUGAACGCUUGGUCCAAAGAUAUGGACCUGGAUGGAGUUGUGAAGUAUGCACUGUCAACAGUGGAGCGGUUGCCACUGUGGCAUGGUGUCCAUGUUGGACGGGGUCUUCAAGUGCUCUCGGCCGAUAUGAGACAAUGCUGUACAUAUUUUAGUUCCGUAUCGAAUGAUAUGGAGUUGUGUCUUGCAAAUGAAGUCCGACGGGUUUUGUAUAAAACAUUUAAAUAUCUUGACGUUGAAAAAUGACGUGAAAUUUAAUAUUAUUUGGGAUUACUGCCCAACUGUUAUUUGGGAUAUAAAAAUGGAUAUACCUUUAGAGAAUUUAGAGAAAGAAUGGGAGGCAAUUAACAAUAAGUGGAAAUUGGUUUCUCUUGAAGUGUAUGCGUUUAAUAAUGACGUUAUGUGUGUGUUUGUUAUGAAAAGAAAUGAUUCCAGAAGUCUAAAUCUUUUGAAACAAAAUAUUUAUGCAGUUGAUAAUGUAGAUGCACAUUUAUUGAACUGUGACGCGUGUUUGCAGCUGGGAUAUACCCAGAAAAGUCAGUCAACACUGAAAUACGGAGACAAGACCAUACUUGCCUGCAUAUUUGAACAGCAUGGAGAUAAACGAAUGCAGAAGGUAACCGGCAGACAAUGUGAAAGAUGGACCCGAAUGGAUGUCCAGCAUUUCACUGCAAACCUUCAGUCAAUUAUUGAAAAAAAGUUUCGCCUGGUGUACAUCCAAUUCUAUGGUACUGGCGAUAAUCCAGAAAUAAGCGCUGUUUGGAAAAAGACGUCUUCUAUGAGCAACGUGUUCCAACGUCAUGAUGUCAGCAAGUAUGGGUUUUUGUACGAGCUGAAGUCAACAAUGCGUUCGAACAGGGAGUUGACGUUUAUUUCGGCGUAUGAAAACGAGGGAGUGGUCAACUUUGCAGCCGUAUGGGAAUGUUGUGUGAGAACAAAUGGUGGGAAAAGGAGAAAAGACUUUGAUACGUCAUUGUAAUGAAUUGAUGUGUCUGAAACAAAACAUAUAUUAAUAAAUUAACAUAUACUAUUAAACUUCUUUAAUACAAUCGUUUACAAAUUACAAGUGUUUUGUUGGUUGCCUUUUAACUUUUACAAUCAUUGAUUUUUGUGUGGACUUAAACGAUUUCUUAGCUGAUCUGAGAGUUUUGUCUAUUUAUUGUCUUCUUAUUCAAGUUUACAGUUUAUAAAAUAUAUUUCAGAAAUAAAUAAAAUAUACAUGUA